This is a messenger RNA of Loa loa (African eye worm), 1175 nucleotides long. RefSeq lists its product as hypothetical. Gene Ontology annotation, cellular component: plasma membrane; neuron projection. Bases 1 to 1116 code for a protein of 371 amino acids. NCBI's taxonomy places the organism in Eukaryota, Metazoa, Nematoda, Chromadorea, Rhabditida, Onchocercidae. Gene Ontology annotation, molecular function: neuropeptide Y receptor activity; neuropeptide binding. The record is from RefSeq and is a predicted model, not a curated record. The transcript has 7 exons. Gene Ontology annotation, biological process: G protein-coupled receptor signaling pathway.
AUGUACAAUAAUAAUACCUGCCUGGACAUGAAUGCAGAACUAUGGCGGAAUAGGCGCGAUUGGAGCACUCAGUCAUCUACCAUAUUCAUCUUCGUUUUUUUUUAUGCAGCAAUUAUCCUUAUUGGUAUCAUAGGCAACCUAUGCGUCAUAUUGGCCAUAUCCAGGACUAGGACGCUACAAACAGUACCCAAUAUGUUCAUUUUUUCGUUGAGUUGUUCAGACCUUGUUGUAUGCUUUACUUCAGCAACAAUAACACCGAUCGCAGCAUUCAAAAAAGAAUGGAUUUUUGGUGCUGUGCUAUGCUCCAUAGCACCCUUUAUUGCUGGCGCUUCACUAUGCUUCUCCACGUUUACCCUCUCAGCAAUCUCAGUGGAUCGUUUUUUGCUCAUCUAUUUUCCAACUAGAAAAACUUUGUCCAGGCUGCAGGCAUUAAUCGUAAUUAUGGUGAUAUGCAUAUUAUCUACUUCAUUAUCAGCGCCCGUAAUAUUCAAACAAAGGCUUAAAAGAUUCGGUAAUUACUGUGGCCAAUUCUGCACUGAAGAAUGGGGUAUCGACCAAAGUGGUAGGCGAGUUUAUGGUUCCAUAAUGCUCAGCGUACAGUUCAUUGUACCUCUGGUGAUCAUCACUUUCUGUUACACCGCUAUUUCUUUCAAAUUAGGCAAGGGUAUACUACAAAGAAAUAGAAAGCAUCAUAAUGAGUGGCAGUUAGGAAUGACCGAUCAGCAGCGGGCAGCCAUAAAACGCAGACAACGGACAAAUCGUAUGCUAAUUGGAAUGGUGGUUGCAUUUUCUGCAAGCUGGUUCUUCAGCGUAUUAUUUAACGUUCUCAGGGACUACGAUUGUUUGCCGGAAUGGUGUCAAGAUCAGGAAUACUUUUUUGGGAUUGCAACGCAUUGCAUCGCCAUGUCCUCAACUGUAUGGAAUCCAUUGCUUUAUGCAGCUCUAAACUUGCAAUUGCGUGCUGCUUUCCUGCGGUUAUUGCCUGAAUGUGUAAGGCAACGAGAAGAGCGGAAAAGCGCUACUUACAACUGUAAGCCACUGCUUCAAUCCCGAAAUGUUUUGCGAGAUGAUUUUACAAAAAGUAAGGUACUGAACUGUGACCACAGAAGAAGAUAAUUACUUCCUUCCAUACAGCAAUGCUGGUGGUUGUAUAGUUUAAUGAUAGAGUUGCUGAG